CUAAUGAAAAUGAUGAAACUAAUACAACUGUUCUAUCUAAUAAUUCUGCCACCUGCACACAGCACUUGAGUGAAAGUGAUGAGGGCAAACUCUAUAUUAUUGAUGGAGUAAUUCAGGCAGUCUAUGAGGGUGUUACUGUUGAUCUUAAGACAAAUGAUAUUCUUGACAUCAUUAAAAAGUGGCAAAAACAUAAGAAGGUGAAGAAUUCGUUUAUACUAUAUCAUAAUCAUGCACUUGUAGCCCAAAAACUAGAAUAUAAGAGAAAAAUGUUCCAUGAUGGCAGCUUUCAAUUUUAUGUUAGUGCAUUUGCAAGCAAAACCUGGAAGGAGAAAACUGAAUCUGCUAAAAAAGCAAUAAAAGUUCUUACAGCUAAAAUCAAUGGGUAUAUAGAGUUGAAUCACACUUUAGGGGUGUAA
Messenger RNA from Paraglomus occultum, 416 nucleotides. Lineage: Eukaryota; Fungi; Glomeromycota; Glomeromycetes; Paraglomerales; Paraglomeraceae. The record is from the annotation of a GenBank genome assembly.